Molecule: messenger RNA, 1012 nt
Organism: Cynoglossus semilaevis (tongue sole)
Lineage: Eukaryota; Metazoa; Chordata; Actinopteri; Pleuronectiformes; Cynoglossidae
Gene: myl13
Product: myosin, light chain 13
Exons: 5
Coding region: 47-685 (212 amino acids)
Cellular component (GO): myosin II complex
Molecular function (GO): calcium ion binding
Source: RefSeq, a predicted model, not a curated record
UGGAAGAUGACACCUGUGUACAGUGGAUAAAGAGAGCGAGCCUCUAAUGGGUCACCUUCAUUUGCAGUGCGUUGAUCCCUCUGUUCUGUCGGUCCGUCCUCCCUGUCUUUGUCUUUCUGCCAUGGCCCCGAAGAAGAAGGAAGAGCCCAAACCUGCACCUGCUGCUCCCAAACCGCCAGAGCCGGAGCGUCCCAAGACCCCGGUGUUUGACCCUGCCACAGUGACGCUUGAAUUCACCGCGGAGCAGAUUGAAGAUUUCAAGGACGCUUUCCAGCUGUUUGACAGGACUCCCGCCAGUGAGAUGAAAAUCACUUACGCUCAGUGCGGUGACCUCGUCAGAGCUUUGGGCCAGAAUCCUACGAAUGCAGAGAUCAUGUACGUCCUUGGAAAGCCUAAAGCUGAAGACAUGCAGACAAAGAUGCUGGACUUUGAGCAGUUCCUCCCCGUGCACCAACACAUCUGCAAGGCCAAAGACCGUGGAACGUAUGAGGACUUUGUGGAGGGUCUGAGGGUGUUCGACAAGGAGGGCAAUGGCACAGUCAUGGGGGCAGAACUCAGGCAUGUUCUGGCAACACUGGGUGAGAAGAUGAGGGAGGACGAGGUGGAGCAGCUGAUGCAGAACCAAGAGGAUACCAACGGAUGCAUUAACUAUGAAGCUUUUGUAAAAUACAUCAUGGCAACUUAAUGAGAAAGUAUGUGUUCGUCACGCUGGUGCUACACCCUUAAGGCAAAUGAAUGAGAGCAGUAAAUAAUGUAGUCUCAUUACUGUCCACCCGGCCCCGCUGUUAUUGACUGAAGAACACACAGGUCUCUGAACCACAUCUGCUCAUAUGUGCACAGGAAUGGCAUACAUUUAAUCAAUAUUUCACCUUAUUUAAGCCAGUGUUUGUGUUGAUGCAGGGAACAUGUCGAUCAACCUCAUGUUUAUAAUGUUGGUCAUACUAAAUAAGUAAUGUUGUUUCAUGAAGUUGUCUUUAAAAUUAUUCUUGUGAAAUAAAAACAGGCAUAAAUG